Camellia sinensis is the source of this 354-nucleotide messenger RNA. The record is from RefSeq and is a predicted model, not a curated record. Lineage: Eukaryota; Viridiplantae; Streptophyta; Magnoliopsida; Ericales; Theaceae.
AUGAAAGCAAGAUACCUUUUCUUCCCAAUCCACCAAAAUUUUCACUGGACAAUACUUGUCAUUGACAUUGAAGAAGCUUCAUGGAAAUUCUAUAAUUCGAUGAGACCAAGGGGAGCAAUGCCUAAAGAUCCACACUUCAAUGCUGCAAAUCAAGUGAGAGAGAUUAUUGAAAAAUACGUAAAGGAUGAGUACCAAACUCUCAUUCACCCUGAUAAGUUUCAACAGCAGACAGAGAACAUCAUCAACACCCCACAACAAGAAAACACAUCGCUUGAUUGCGGAAUCCUUGUUUGCUACAUCAUAAGGCAAUAUGUUUCCAAUAACAACAUAAUGCCUACUUUUUCCAAGGAAUAA